Messenger RNA from Arachis duranensis, 2262 nucleotides. Its product is annotated as probable E3 ubiquitin-protein ligase ARI7. Gene Ontology annotation, cellular component: cytoplasm; ubiquitin ligase complex. The transcript has 15 exons. Gene Ontology annotation, molecular function: ubiquitin protein ligase activity; ubiquitin conjugating enzyme binding; zinc ion binding. The coding region runs from base 185 to 1957 and encodes 590 amino acids. NCBI's taxonomy places the organism in Eukaryota, Viridiplantae, Streptophyta, Magnoliopsida, Fabales, Fabaceae. The record is from RefSeq and is a predicted model, not a curated record. Gene Ontology annotation, biological process: ubiquitin-dependent protein catabolic process; positive regulation of proteasomal ubiquitin-dependent protein catabolic process; protein polyubiquitination.
CCUCUGAAAGAAGGAUCGAAGGAAAAAAAAAAGGAACACUUUAUUUUUUUGUUCGUUCUUCUCUUCCUUCUUCCUUCUUCUUCCUCUACAUUCCUAACCCCCUCGGCUUUGCCCUAGAUUUUCUCCGCCAUCGUAAUCCUUCAUCGAUUGCCUUCGAAUUCCUUUGCACGUAUCUAGGGUUUCCAUGGAUUCCGAGGACGAUAUGCACGAUGCCAACGAUGUGGAGUCACUCGACGAAGAUUUCUACAGUGGCGAGACCGAAGAAGCUCCCAUGGAUUACAAUGACUACGAUGACGAUGCCGAUGACUACUUCGACGAUGCUGAUGAUUCUGAUAGGAUUGAGUCUCGCCGCCCUGAGCAAAAUUUUACCAUAUUGAAGGAAUCGGAUAUUCAGCAAAGGCAGGAAGAUGACAUCACUAGAGUGGCAACCGUUCUUUCAAUAUCACGAGUUGCUGCAAGUAUCCUGCUUCGUCAUUACAAUUGGAGUGUUAGUAAAGUGCACGAUGCCUGGUUUGCUGACGAAGAUCGAGUCCGUAAAACAGUUGGUUUGUUGGAGAAGCCAGUUGUCCAGCAUCCUAAUCCUAGAGAGAUAACUUGUGGCAUCUGUUUUGAAACGUAUCCUCGUACCAAGAUUCAAACUGCUACUUGUGGCCAUCCUUAUUGUUUUUCUUGCUGGGCAGGAUAUAUUAGCACAUCUAUUAAUGAUGGUCCUGGAUGUUUGAUGCUGAGAUGUCCCGAUCCCACUUGUGGCGCUGCUGUUGAUCAAGACAUGAUUAAUCUCUUAGCACCUGAUGAAGAUAAAGAAAAGUAUGCCCGUUACCUUCUUAGGUCAUAUAUUGAAGACAAUAAGAAGACCAAGUGGUGUCCUGCUCCAGGCUGUGAAUAUGCUGUCAAUUUUGACGCUGGCAGUGGAAAUUAUGAUGUAUCUUGCCUCUGUUCAUAUAGCUUUUGCUGGAAUUGCACAGAGGAGGCUCAUCGUCCAGUUGAUUGUGGCACUGUGUCAAAGUGGAUUCUGAAAAAUAGUGCAGAAUCUGAAAACAUGAACUGGAUACUUGCUAACUCAAAGCCAUGUCCGAAGUGCAAGCGACCAAUUGAAAAAAAUCAAGGGUGCAUGCACAUGACGUGUACUCCGCCUUGUAAAUUUGAAUUUUGCUGGCUAUGCCUCGGUGCAUGGUCAGAUCAUGGUGAAAGGACUGGGGGUUUUUAUGCUUGCAAUCGAUAUGAGGCAGCAAAACAAGAGGGAGUGUAUGAUGAAACUGAAAGAAGAAGAGAAAUGGCAAAGAAUUCAUUGGAGAGGUACACGCAUUAUUAUGAGCGAUGGGCCAGCAAUCAAUCCUCGAGGCAAAAAGCUCUUGCAGAUCUACACCAGAUGCAAACUGUUCAUAUUGAAAAGCUUAGUGACACACAAUGCCAGCCGGAGUCACAGCUUAAGUUCAUAACUGAGGCCUGGCUACAGAUAGUUGAAUGCCGACGGGUGCUGAAGUGGACGUAUGCAUAUGGAUAUUACUUGCCUGAGCAUGAACAUGCUAAAAAACAGUUUUUUGAGUACUUGCAAGGUGAGGCAGAAUCUGGUUUGGAGCGACUUCAUCAAUGUGCUGAAAAGGAACUACAGUUGUUCCUUAAUACUGAUGGCCCAUCUAAAGAAUUCAAUGACUUCCGCACAAAACUAGCUGGAUUAACCAGUGUAACUAGAAACUACUUUGAGAAUUUGGUUAGGGCUUUAGAGAAUGGUUUAUCUGAUGUGGAUAGUAAUGGAGCUGCUUCAAGCAAAGCGACAAACUCUAAAAAUGCCGCAGGGAGCAGCAAGGGGAGAGGUGGAAGAGGAAAGGGAACUCUUCGGGCGAGCAUGGCUAGUAGUAGAAUGACAGACGAUAAUCAUUGGUCCUGUGAGCAAUGUACCUAUGCAAAUGCGAAAUCUGCCACCACGUGCCAGAUCUGCAACCAACAGCGCCGGUGAAAAUUCCGGCCUGCCUUUAGAAACCCCUGUACAUCUUGUAGACAAGGCCAAGGCACCAAUUUACUUCUCCUAGUUAUCAUAUGGUGGAUGCAUUUUGCAAGUCUAUUUAAUGUGAACAGGAUGUUGGGGGGUGUCACUCAAAAAAAGAUUCCUCCAUUCACUCCUAAUUUGAAUACCUACCAAUUUGAUGUAUAUAGUGUCUUUAUCCUAAAAUUCACGUUUGGCCUUAUGGCGUUUAUGCUACAGGCUUAUGUAACUGAAUAUAUACAACACAUGAUAAACACAAAUGUACUUGUUUGUGUGUC